Messenger RNA from Dendrobium catenatum, 671 nucleotides. Its product is annotated as cyclin-dependent kinases regulatory subunit 1. The transcript is spliced from 4 exons. The record is from RefSeq and is a predicted model, not a curated record. Lineage: Eukaryota; Viridiplantae; Streptophyta; Magnoliopsida; Asparagales; Orchidaceae. Gene Ontology annotation, biological process: regulation of mitotic cell cycle. The coding region runs from base 124 to 399 and encodes 91 amino acids. Gene Ontology annotation, cellular component: SCF ubiquitin ligase complex; cyclin-dependent protein kinase holoenzyme complex. Gene Ontology annotation, molecular function: protein kinase binding; cyclin-dependent protein serine/threonine kinase activator activity; histone binding.
CGAGAGCGGCGUCCUAAAUCUUGUUAUCUUCUAUUCCGAACCAAAACCCUAAAUCUGCUACUGGAGAGCGUCAUCUCCAUCACCAAAGCAUCGAUCGAUCGAUCAGGCUAAUCCGUCAAGAAAAUGGGACAGAUUCAGUAUUCGGAGAAGUAUUUCGACGACAUCUAUGAGUACAGGCACGUCGUCCUUCCUCCGGAAGUAGCGAAGUUGCUCCCCAAGAAUCGCCUUCUUUCUGAGAACGAAUGGCGAGCGAUUGGCGUGCAGCAGAGCCGGGGAUGGGUUCACUAUGCUAUUCACCGCCCGGAGCCUCACAUCAUGCUUUUCCGGAGGCCGCUUAAUUACCAGCAGCAGCAGGAGAACCAGACAGCUGUCGCAGCAGCGCAGAUGCCUGCCAAGUGAUCUCUCUUGUUCUGCAUGAAUUUUCAAUCACUCUCUCUAUCUCUACCCCUCUGCCUAUAUGUCAUUUCAGGAUCAAAGUUAUCGUCUGGUAGUUUCUCAGCCGCUCAUUGUAGCCGUUCUAAGUUUGUUAAAAUGCUUGGCUGAGAAAACAAAAGUCAAAGAACAACAGCGUUGGUACUGUUAAACUCACAUAUAAAUUCUAUCUGCGGUCUUUGUUAACAGCUUUGUAAUCGGAGAAUUUGCUAUUUAUUUUUGUGUUUGUUGUUUUUUUA